UGAUUGAAUCUGAAGGCACAAGUGCUUCUUUUGUUCCCAUCCAUUGAUCUUUUGGUCUAAGAUUCCAGCGAAACCUCAAAUCUCGAACCUUCACAAUGGCGAAAAGAUUAGGCACACUUCCUUUUGUCAAAUCGGUCUUGAAGUCAUUCAUGGCCGAGUCCGGCUUAGAGCCGAGACUACUAGGGCCACAUCUUAGGAUCACCAAUGCUGCCGUUGGCAAAGUAGAUUUUGAGCUAGAUAUCACCAAAGAUCACACGAAUCGCCUGAAGAUUCUGCACGGAGUUUCGUACCUUAGCGCUGGCGGUAAGAUAGGGGACAAAAUCAGUGUCACUGCUGUGUGUGAUAAGAUUGGAAAAACCUUGGCCUACACAUCCAUUACCUUCCGAAAUUCCAAAGGUGAACUUGCGGCAAGAGGAAGCCAUACAAAAUAUGUAGCACAAGCUUGGAAAGCGCAGGAAAUCCCCGGCCCCUUUACCCCUCCCCCAGGGGCGGAAAUCGACGAGGAAAAAUGACCUCGUGACUCGUAUCUUGCUAUUCUGCACAACCGAAGAGGCCAAGCCUCUUCUACCUAAAGUGCUGUCCGUUGAAAAAG
This is a messenger RNA of Hypoxylon fragiforme, 592 nucleotides long. Its product is annotated as Thioesterase/thiol ester dehydrase-isomerase. Lineage: Eukaryota; Fungi; Ascomycota; Sordariomycetes; Xylariales; Hypoxylaceae. Gene Ontology annotation, molecular function: fatty acyl-CoA hydrolase activity. The transcript has 10 exons. Bases 96 to 512 code for a protein of 138 amino acids. The record is from RefSeq and is a predicted model, not a curated record.